AUGGUUGAUGUCGAGCUUAUUCAGUUAUGCGUACCCUAUGGUCCACUUUCUAACUAUAUGAUGCUCAAAGGAAAAAGUCAGGUUAGCGUUUCGGAAAAAUCUGAAUGUCGAUGCACAUUGUUUAUUUGUUUACUUGUUUACUUGCCGAUCUACUAUCUAAGGUGUGCAGAAAAGUCAAAAAUAGAGCAAUCAGAAAUGCCAUAUUAG
Molecule: messenger RNA, 207 nt
Organism: Haemonchus placei
Lineage: Eukaryota; Metazoa; Nematoda; Chromadorea; Rhabditida; Trichostrongylidae
Source: the annotation of a GenBank genome assembly